This is a messenger RNA of Sphenostylis stenocarpa, 1233 nucleotides long. NCBI's taxonomy places the organism in Eukaryota, Viridiplantae, Streptophyta, Magnoliopsida, Fabales, Fabaceae. The record is from the annotation of a GenBank genome assembly.
AUGUACAAGAACCAGCUUCAAGAGCUGGCCCAGCGGAGCUGCUUCAACCUGCCUUCCUACACGUGCAUUCGGGAAGGUCCCGAUCACGCGCCCAGGUUCAAGGCCACCGUCAACUUUAACGGCGAGAUCUUCGAGAGUCCUCACUACUGCUCCACUCUCCGUCAGGCCGAACACUCCGCCGCCGAAGUUGCUCUCAAUUCCCUCUCCCACCGUGGUCCCUCCCACUCCCUCGCUGCCAAGAUCCUCGAUGAGACUGGAGUGUACAAGAACCUUCUACAAGAAAUUGCGCAAAGGGUAGGAGCCCCAUUACCUCAUUACACAACGUACAGGUCUGGCCUAGGACAUUUACCUGUUUUUACUGGGAUAGUAGAGCUUGCUGGAAUCUCAUUUACUGGAGAACCUGCAAAGAAUAAGAAACAAGCUGAGAAAAAUGCAGCUAUGGCAGCAUGGUCGGCAUUGAAACAAUUGGCAAAAGAGACUGCAAGCUCCUCAACGGAACCAGAGAACAAUGAUGAACUGGAACAGAUUACAAUAGCGCGGGCUUUACUAAACUACCGUUUGAAGGAAAAGAUGACAAUGUCUAAUCCAAAUACUCCCAUUUCAUUUCAUAAAAGGUUUCAGAUUCCGAAUCCCAGACCAAUCAGUUCUCAACCACAGCCAGCCACUUCAUCAAAGAUCCUUCCCCUAAUUUGCCAAAAGACAGCACCUCGAAGUAAGCCAUCAGUGGCAACAGCAAAUGAAAGUAUUCGAAGCAGGCAUCCACAGGCUGCAGUGACCAGUGACAAUUCCACCCUUCCACCACAGUCUUGUGCUCUAGAAAGCCGAGGGGUACGUCCCCUUAAGUUCCCUGCAGUAGGAGCAGCACCUUAUGUUCCUAUUCGACAAAUGAGAUCAUCUUGCCAGGGGAUUGCACCAGCAGUGACUAUAAGGACUGUAGUACCAGCAUUUGCUGCACCACCUUGCCCCCCACCUGCCUCAGUGCCAUCCCAUACUGUAAUACGGGCUCCUCCAGUACGAGUUGCUCCUGCAGUCCAUAUUCGACAAGCUGUUCCUGUAUAUGCUGCUCCACCUCCUAGAAGGGAUGAAUCUGCUCCCAUACAAAAGGAUCUACCAAUUGCUAGUGCCCCCUGCCAGCAAGAUAAACAGCCAAUUAAAAUUCAAGUGACGGACAAGGCUGAGAACAUACCACCAGAAUCAGAGACUAUGGGUAUCUUGGAGGAGCUGAAAAUUUGA